This is a messenger RNA of Dichotomopilus funicola, 1182 nucleotides long. RefSeq lists its product as uncharacterized. Bases 1 to 1182 code for a protein of 393 amino acids. Lineage: Eukaryota; Fungi; Ascomycota; Sordariomycetes; Sordariales; Chaetomiaceae. The record is from RefSeq and is a predicted model, not a curated record. The transcript has 3 exons.
AUGACAACCGAAACCCAAACCCAAACCGAAACACUUCCCCUCGACAUCAACGACCCGCGCUUCCACCGCACCUUCACCUACACACUCCCACCCAGCUCCGACCACUCCAACACCCUCCCGUCACUCUACAAACUAACAUACGCGGACUUCGGCUACCGCAAUGAAACCCACCCAGACCAGGAACGCGUCGUCCUCUUUUCGCCCCCGCUCAUGGGCUCGCGAUUGCUCUUCGCAACCAAAGAUGCCCUCGCAAAGCGCCAUCGCAUCCGCGUCAUUAGCGUAGACCGGCCGGGGUUUGGCGGGAGCGAGCAGGUGCCGGCUGCUGGACGGUUGGCUUUGUGGAGGGAAACAAUCCCCGCCCUCCUAACCCACCUCUCCAUCCCCCACCUCCACGCCAUCCUCUCCCACUCAGCCGGCACCCUCUACGCCCUCGACCUCCUGCACCAUCUCUUCCCCGCCAACCCCCCUACCAACCCCCACCAGGGUAUCAACACCAUCCUCUCCCCGGACCCAAGCAACCCCACUCUCCUCGCCCUCGGCGCUCCCUGGAUCCUACCCGCCCACACCGGCGCCAUGGCGCCUGCGUUGUUGAAGAUGUUGCCCGCCGGAUUGGUAUCGCGCGCUGAUGCGGUGGGGAGGAUGGCGAAUUCGGCUGCUGCCGGGGUGGGUGUUUCGGCUGGGGUUGUGGGGAGGCUGGGAGGGUUGGUGGCGGGGAAUGGGGAUGGUGAGAGGGAGACGCAGAAGGAGGACGCGAAAGAGGAAGAUCGCGUCUGGCCCAGCGUGAUGAAGCAGAUCUAUACCGAGGGGGUGCCGGGCCUGUCGGAGGAUGCGUUGCUGGUCUUACAUAAAGGGGCUGGGAUGGAUAGUGCUGCGGGAUGGGGCGGGUGGGGGGAUUAUGAUACGUUGGUGCCAGCGCUGGUGGAAGGGUUGAGGCGGGCUGGGCGGAGGUUGAGAGUGGAGGUGCGGUACGCGGAGACGGAUGUGUUGACGGGGAAUGGGGGGGUCGAGGGGAAGGGGGCGAAGUGGUUUGAUGGGUGCUGGAGGGAUAGUGUUGGGAGGGAUGGGGAUGAUCAGGUGGUGGUGUUUGGGAGUCGGACUGUGGAGGGGGCGGAUCAUGAUGGGGUUUGGGGGUUGAGAUGGGGGGCGGUGCAGGAGGUGUUUGGGAUUGUGGGAGGUGUGUGA